AAUAAACUAGGGUGUCGCCUUGGUGGGUCCAUUCGAAGGCGACGGCGGUCGUCUGUGUUUCGGUUUCAAGUAAUUCGGAAAAUAUAUUCAGGAUAAUAAGGGUGUUUAUUCUCCAAAAAUAUAAUUUCCGAAACCCUUUUACUCUCUUGGACUGCCAAUCCAGAGUGACUGGAAUGAAGCGGUAUGCCAAGAAUUUAAAUUAGCUCGCUUGUAGUUUGAAGAAAGAGUAAGUCGGGUUGAGGGGAGCCAUUUUGUCCCGACUGUGUGGGAGAAAGGAAGAGUGGAAAAAGGGAUAUCUCACAGAAGAGGAAAAUCCAGCUCCCUUUUUAGACAACAGGGCAGGCCAACCGCACAGCUGCGGGUAUCACCGUGAGCUAGCUGGCAAGCUUUCCUCAUCAACACCCUUCACUGAAGUGCUAUGGUAUUGAUUGAAACCUGGUAAGGCGGGCUAGCUAGCUAGAUAUCAACAGGGAUUUUUACAAAUUUAUCAAGCUGUUUGCUCGAUUUGGUAGUGUGGCGAUUGCUGACCUGUUCUCCGACGUGGAUUUUGACAUAGUAACAUUAGUAAAUUUACAAUUUUUAUAUAAAUGGCGAAGAAAACGUACGAUCUGCUAUUCAAGCUUCUCCUGAUCGGAGAUUCUGGUGUAGGGAAGACAUGCGUGCUGUUCCGCUUCUCCGACGACGCGUUCAACACCACCUUCAUCUCCACUAUAGGCAUUGAUUUUAAGAUCAAAACAGUUGAAUUACAAGGAAAGAAGAUCAAGUUACAGAUAUGGGACACGGCGGGUCAGGAGCGGUUCCAUACCAUCACCACCUCCUACUACAGAGGCGCCAUGGGCAUUAUGCUGGUGUACGACAUCAGCAACGCCAAGAGCUUUGAGAACAUCAGCAAGUGGCUGCGGAACAUCGACGAGCAUGCAAAUGAAGACGUUGAGAGAAUGCUGCUAGGCAACAAGUGUGACAUGGAGGACAAGCGGAUCGUACCAAAGGCGAAGGGCGAACAGAUUGCCAGGGAGCAUGGUAUCCGGUUUUUCGAAACGAGUGCAAAAGCGAACAUCAACAUCGAGAAGGCAUUCCUCACGUUAGCAGAAGACAUCCUCAGAAAGACGCCUGUAAAAGAGCCCAACAGUGAAAAUGUGGAUAUCAGCAGUGGAGGUGGUGUCACGGGAUGGAAGAGCAAGUGCUGCAGCUGAACAACCUCACAUAGACUCACAUGCGCACACGCACAAGCGCACACACACAAAUAAACACACACACACAAAUAAACACACACACACAACAUAGGCGCGCACUCACUGACAUUCACAUGCACCACACACACACACACACACACACUCUUUCUAUCUCUUCUCUCUCAUUCACUUUUCUCACUUCCCUCUAACACCUCUCCCCCAAAUCCUCUGCUCUCAUUUGUUUAUCUGCUUACUCACCUGCGCUCUCUCUCUCUCUCUCUCUCUCUCUCUCACUCUGUCUCUCCAUCUCUCUCUGUGUCAUUCUCUCUUUCUCUGGAAAUAAACCACUUCUCUAACACCCCUCCUGCUCUUCUCAUGACUGCUCGCUGACGAUCUGAUUUUUAUUCCUCAAAUGGAAAGGCUGUGUAGAUAAAAAAAGAGGAAUCAUGUCAUGUUCCUUGUCUUUUAUUUUAAACCAUCAAAUAAGAAAGAAAGAAAAAAAAGACUCACUACUCACCACUACAUUUUUUGUUUUUGUUUGUUUGUUUAUUUGUUAGUGUGUGUGUGUGUGUGUCAGCGAGAGUAUGCGCUUUUUCUUCUUGUUUUGUAUUAAAAGCGAGACUCCUGCCAAGGACUCCCCCUAAGGACCCCCCCCUAAAAAUAGUAUGACACAGAGGUUAUGAAAUGAUAUUAAUGACGAUUAGUAGGAUUUAACACAUUGGUUACUUUUGUACAGUAGUGGAGUUUGCGUUGAGCUGUAGGUGAAAUUCGGGGGUGCCUCUGUCCUUCCCCCUCCAGUUGGGGUCUCUUUCGUCUGGUGCCUUACAGGGAGCCCCCCCCCCCCCCCCCCCAUCAAAAAAUACACCCACCCAUCCCAAGCCCGAACCCCCAAACCCAUCCACCCACGGGGGUGUCCAACCCCCCACCCCACCCUCACCCCACCUUUCACCUUCUUUCCUGUAACACAAACACACACCCCACUUAACACCCAUCCAGGACUCCUGUUCUGGAGCACACUGCAACGGCGCAGAAGCGUUUGAAUUUCUCCCGCUCCACCUAAGAGAAUGGCAUUAUAAUUAUAAUUGAGUACUCCUUAUUAAUCUGUAUUUUUUGUUUUUUAUCUUUUUUUCUUUGUUUUGGUUCUGAAUUUAUUGACAUGAACCUUUUUUUGUGUGUUUUGUUUAUUUUUGUUUAGUUUUUUUCCCCUUAUUUUAUUUUACCCUGCAUGCUCAAUUGUCUUUUGGUCGGAGACCUUUUGUAAGUUUGCUUGGUCGGUUCUCUUGACAGGGAUGGCACCUACUUUGCAAACGUUUUAAAAUGAAGAGAGAGAGAGAUCUCUGAUAUGGGAAUGGGGAUUCAUGGGAGAAAGGGGGGGGAGGGCAUUCUCUUUGGAAAUUCAAACGAUUUUGCAGAUCCAUUAAAAAUAAGCUUGUUUAAGUUAAAAAA
Messenger RNA from Clupea harengus (Atlantic herring), 2618 nucleotides. RefSeq names its product RAB10, member RAS oncogene family (gene rab10). The record is from RefSeq and is a predicted model, not a curated record. NCBI's taxonomy places the organism in Eukaryota, Metazoa, Chordata, Actinopteri, Clupeiformes, Clupeidae. Gene Ontology annotation, molecular function: GTP binding; GTPase activity.